This is a messenger RNA of Sparassis crispa, 1563 nucleotides long. Its product is annotated as Probable metabolite transporter. Gene Ontology annotation, biological process: transmembrane transport. Lineage: Eukaryota; Fungi; Basidiomycota; Agaricomycetes; Polyporales; Sparassidaceae. Gene Ontology annotation, cellular component: membrane. The transcript is spliced from 17 exons. Gene Ontology annotation, molecular function: transmembrane transporter activity. Bases 1 to 1563 code for a protein of 520 amino acids. The record is from RefSeq and is a predicted model, not a curated record.
AUGCCCUCAGAAACGGUCAGAUCUCUCGGAGAGUACGAAAAGGAAGGAGAUGACCGGCCUACUUGGUACCUCACCUCCCCCGAGGUAAAGCUCUUGAGCAUCACUGGCGUUGGCUUUUUCUUAGAUGCAUACGACCUAUUUAUAAUUAACCCGGUCUCUACUAUGCUUCAAUACCGUCUCUACAACGGCAAAGCUCUUCCCGGUGGCUUGCAAGGCUUCCUCAAGGCUAGUGCUAACAUAGGUAGCGUCAUUGGCCAGUUCGGCUUCGGUUAUUGUGCAGACUACUUUGGCCGAAAAGCUGUCUACGGGAAGGAGCUAAUCCUUAUCAUAUUUGCUACUAUCUUGAGCAUUUCUGACCCCACCGGCGACCUCUCUCCCUCUGGUUCUCUCAUUUGGCUAUCGGUAUUUCGUAUAAUUCUUGGAAUAGGCAUUGGCGGUGACUACCCCAUGUCUGCCUCCGUGACGAGCGACCGCGCGAACCUGCGGCGCCGCGGCACACUGCUCGCGUACAUAUUUUCCAACCAGGGCUGGGGCUCGCUCAUAGGUAGCGUCGCAGUAAUCGUCGUGCUCGCUUGCUACAAACAUGUCAUGGAUGUCGAAGGCAAGACGAGCAAGGUCGACGGCGUAUGGCGGAUUUUGAUUGGGUUGUCACUCAUCCCCGCAUUCGCCACACUCUACCAGCGACUCACGCUUCCCGAGUCGAAGAGAUUCGAGGCAUCGCAGAAAAACGUGGACGUCGAGACCAAGUCGACCGACGAUCUCAAGAAGAACGCGAGCGCGGAGGACAGCAUCACCGAACGAAGUGUGCAGUCUCAGAAUGAAGUCGUACCACCUGCAGUUGCCCAGUCUGCACAGCGGGUAGCCAAACAUGGGCACUUUACUAACUUUGUGCGAUAUUUCUCGGAGUGGCGACACCUGAAGAUCCUCAUUGGAACGUGCGUCUGCUGGUUCCUUCUCGACAUCGCGUUCUACGGGAUCAACUUGAACCAAAAUGUCGUGCUCGAGGAGAUCGGCUUCGCUGGUAAGACCGGCUCGCCGUGGAAUCGACUCUUCAAGAUUGGCAUCGGUAACCUCAUCAUCACUGCCCUUGGGUUCGUCCCUGGAUACUAUGCAACCAUUCUCACCAUCGAGAAGCUCGGCCGCAAGUGGAUCCAGAUACAAGGUUUCUUCUUUGCCGCACUAUUCCUUGGUAUCUUGGCUGGCAAGUUCUAUACGCUGAGCCACGCCGCCUUCAUUGUCAACUUCGCUCUGCUCCAGUUCUUCUUUAAUUUCGGAGCCAACGCAACCACGUACAUGUACCCAGCUGAGGUAUUCCCCACACGCUUCCGCGCGUCUGCGCACGGCAUAUCCGCCGCGUGCGGCAAGGCGGGCGCCAUCGUCUCUGCGCUCGCGUUCAAUGCUCUCACGACUAAAAUCGGCACGCCAGCCGUACUCUGGAUUUUCUUUGGAUGCUGUAUCGCUGGAGCAGUGUUCACGUUACUCCUCCCAGAGGUCAAGAAUCGUGACCCGGAUGUCGUGUAUGCAGAGGAGGAGAAAGAGCGACAGAUGGCGAGAAGAUUGUAG